Messenger RNA from Loa loa (African eye worm), 300 nucleotides. RefSeq lists its product as hypothetical. Lineage: Eukaryota; Metazoa; Nematoda; Chromadorea; Rhabditida; Onchocercidae. The transcript has 3 exons. The record is from RefSeq and is a predicted model, not a curated record. Bases 1 to 300 code for a protein of 99 amino acids.
AUGGAUAACAAGCGACAAUGGCUUUUUAUCGCUAUUAUCAUCAUUGUUAUUAAAGUGAUUCAUGUUGAAGCACAACCGUUUAUCGGAGCAUGGAACAAUCCAUUUGUCACAGUAUCUAAAUUAACAACAGCACUCGAAAAAAAACCGCUAGACUGCUGCCAUCCAGCAUCAAUCCGAAAUGUUGAGUCCCAUAAAUUACCUCAAUUACCUCUACGACAUUCAUCAGCACCACCAACAAAAUUACAGCAACCGCAACAGUAUUUCUAUCAUGAAACAUCAGCGGUGAAAAAGGCUAGUUAA